ACGCGACUUACGCAUGGCCCUUGCUCAUUGGUCUAUUUAUAAACCACUUCGCUCAUCGUGCGCCUUGACGGCAGAUAUUUCUUCGUACUGGCCAUCAUCUUGAAGCGUUUCUCGUCGGGGUGCAGGGGUUGUGCUGUAUGAUAACGUGCUUAACAGAAUAGAGUGGAUACCGGUGGGAUUGCUUUUAUGUUAAUGAAUUAUGGCCCAGGAACACCAUUUGGAUGCCCUCGUCGUGGGUGCCGGUUUUGGUGGAAUUUACAUGCUCUAUUCCCUUCUCAAGGAGGGUCUGAAUGUUAAAGCCAUUGAUACAGCUGGUGAUGUCGGUGGUACUUGGUACUGGAAUCGAUAUCCCGGUGCCUUGAGCGAUACAUGGAGUCAUCUUUAUCGAUUCCUGUUUGACCACGAGUUCCUGCAAAGCUACCCCUGGAAGAAAUGGUAUCUCACCCAACCCGAGAUCAUGCAGUAUCUCCGCGACGUUGUGGAAAGAUACGACCUCCGCAAACACAUGCAGUUCAACACCAAGAUGCAACGGGCGGAAUGGAACGAUACGACCAAGACCUGGAAGGUUCAGUGCGAAACAGGCGACGUCUUCCAUGUGCGAUACCUCUUCUCGGCGCUUGGACUACUGGUUAAAGCCCAGUACCCCGAUAUCCCGGGGAUAGCCACAUUCAAGGGAGAGAUCAACCACACCUCAGCGUGGAACCCAAAUAUGGACCUCGAGAAUAAGCGUGUCGGUGUUGUCGGCGUUGGAUCAUCGGGUGUCCAGGUUGUGACGGCCAUCGCUGACAAGGUUAAAUCCCUUCAUGCAUUUAUCCGACGCCCGCAGUACAGUGUUCCCAGUGGGAACCGGGAGGUUACGCCGGAGGAACGUGCACUGGUCAACAAAAAUUAUCCAGCCCUUAUCGCAGAUGCCCGUACCUCCGUCUUUGCUAUGGGUACAACAGAGCCUAAAAGAACAUUCAUGUCACUGUCACCGGAAGACCGCGAGGAGCUACUCGAGCAGCUAUGGAAGACCGGAAAUGGCUUCCAGUUCAUGUUUGGUGGGUUCUCCGAUAUUGUCACGAAUGAAGCUGCGAAUGAGGGAGUAUGUCAGUUCCUGCGUAAGAAGAUCGCCAGUAUUGUCAAGGAUCCGCAAAAGCGAGACAUCCUGACACCGAAGGAACUCUAUGGACGUCGACCCCUGUGUGAUGGUGGAUUCUAUGAGAAGUUCAACAAGGAGAAUGUUUUUGCGGUGGAUAUCAAGAAGACUCCUAUUACGGAGGUUACACCCAACGGCAUCUGUACGGCCGAUGGCACGAUCCAUGAGCUCGAUGUUAUAAUCUUUGCGACCGGGUUCGAUGCUGUGGAUGGCACUUAUGCGAUGGUUGACAUUCGCGGCCGCGAUGGGAAAAACCUGUAUGAUCUGUGGAAACCAUCAGGCCCAAGCACUUAUGUAGGGAUGUCUGUGCAUGAUUUCCCAAAUCUUCUUCUAGUCAAUGGGCCGCACAUGGCUUUUGCCAAUAUUCCUACGUCAGCGGAGACUAACGUCGAAUUUAUUAUGGAUUUGGUCCGACGAGCCGAGGAGAUAUCGAAGCGAACGGGACGUCAGUGCGAAAUCGAAGCCUUAGCAGAGGCUGAGCGCGCAUGGACAGAACGCAGUCGGUCCUCAGUAGCGGGAACAAUGUUUGAAAAAGUUCCUUCUUGGAUAUUCGGACAUAAUGUCACUGGGAAGGCUGUGGGAGUAUCCUUCUAUUUUGGGGGGCUGGGGUCGUUUAGGGCCUAUUUGGCUGACAUAAAAGCUAAGGGCUUUGAAGGGUUCAAAAGUCCAUUAGGUCCCUCGACCAGAGAAACACGGCUAUAAGAUAGAAUUUGAUGCAUUAAGAAGGCAUGGAGGAUUAGUAGAGGGCACUACAGCUCAGUAUUUAGUAGCAAAGGGAGUGAAAGCAUUGAUGAA
Aspergillus caelatus is the source of this 1933-nucleotide messenger RNA. Its product is annotated as flavin-containing monooxygenase. The transcript has 2 exons. Gene Ontology annotation, molecular function: NADP binding; flavin adenine dinucleotide binding; N,N-dimethylaniline monooxygenase activity. The record is from RefSeq and is a predicted model, not a curated record. Lineage: Eukaryota; Fungi; Ascomycota; Eurotiomycetes; Eurotiales; Aspergillaceae. Bases 200 to 1840 code for a protein of 546 amino acids.